This is a messenger RNA of Dipodomys spectabilis (banner-tailed kangaroo rat), 939 nucleotides long. RefSeq names its product olfactory receptor 9-like. NCBI's taxonomy places the organism in Eukaryota, Metazoa, Chordata, Mammalia, Rodentia, Heteromyidae. The record is from RefSeq and is a predicted model, not a curated record. Gene Ontology annotation, molecular function: olfactory receptor activity; G protein-coupled receptor activity. Bases 1 to 939 code for a protein of 312 amino acids. Gene Ontology annotation, cellular component: membrane. Gene Ontology annotation, biological process: G protein-coupled receptor signaling pathway. The transcript has a single exon.
AUGGGGGUGGACAAUGGCACAGCAGUAACUGAAUUUGUUCUGUUAGGGUUCUCAGAGUUUGGCUCCCUGCGGGGCCCUCUGUUUUGGGGUGUUCUCUGCAUGUACAUGGUCACCCUGCUGGGGAACUCUCUGAUCAUCUUCCUCACGCUGGCAGACUCUGCCCUGCACUCCCCCAUGUACUUCUUCCUGGGCCACUUCUCCCUGGCCGAGAUCCUCUACACCACCACCAUUGUGCCCCGGAUGCUGAGGGACCUCCUGUCCUCCCGCCCCACCAUCCCGCUUGCCAGCUGCUUCACCCAGCUCUACUUCUUCGCCCUCUUUGGCAUCGCUGAAUGUUGCCUGCUGGCUGCCAUGGCCUAUGACCGCUAUGCGGCCAUCUGCCGGCCUCUGCAUUACGCCACCCUGAUGAACCGGGGUGCAUGUGUGGGUAUGGUGGGUGCCUCCUACCUCAUGGGUGUCAUUACUGGCACCUCUCACUCCCUCCUCAUCUUCACCUUGCCCUUCCAAGGUGACAACAUCAUCCACCACUUUCUAUGUGACAUUCUGCCGGUGCUGAAACUGGCUAGUGCAAGCAUCUUUUGGGGGGAAGUAGGCAUUCUUGGAAACACCAUAGCUUUUAUCCUGACCCCCUUCUUGCUGAUCAUGGCCUCUUAUGUCUGCAUUCUUGCAACCAUCCUUGGAGUCUCAACAGCCCAGGGGCGGAGAAAGAUCUUCUCUACCUGCUCCUCCCAUCUCUUUGUGGUCAUCCUGUUUUAUGGGACUGCGACAGUUGCAUACAUGAAGCCUCAGGCAAGCUCCUCUCGGGACACAGACCAGGUUCUUGCUCUGUUCUAUACAGUUGUCACCCCCAUGUGCAACCCUUUUGUCUACUCCCUGAGGAACAAGGAGGUCACAGGAGCCAUGAGGAGGGUCAUGAAGAAGUACCUUUGUUGUUCUUGA